AUGAGGAGGAACAAUCUGCUGUUGGCACUCGCCGCCGGCGCCGUCCUGGUCGCCGCUCAGAACAACAACAAUGAUGCCCAAACCACGGCCGCUGCCUCGACCAAGGCCUCGUCGGCCGCUUCGACGAAUGCCGCUACCACAGACAAGUUGACUGGAGUCUCGUCCUUUGUCAAGUCCAGCAGUACAUCAAGUGCUGCUGCCUCGUCCACCGCCAACUCCUCCAAGGCUUCUUCGGCUACCUCCAAGACCUCUGGUGCUGCAUCCAGCACUGUCGCACAUCCAUCCGACCUGCCCACCCUCGCCGGUGCCACCGUUCCCGACAUGGUCAUUCCCUUCACCGCCGACGCUCCCUUCAUGCAAAAGUCAAACGCCCCUGAGGGUACCAUCUUCAUAGCCGUGGGUGCCUGUCUUGCUUUCUUGGGCGCCGCUGUCCUGGCAUGGCGUGCAAUGGUUGCCUGGUCCAUCAACCGCUCCGUCAAGCGUGCUGCCAUGCAAAGUGUCAUGACCUCGGAUGCAAAGACCAAAUACGGCCCUGGUGGUAACCUCUACGCUAUGCCUCAAGGCUCGUCUCUCUCUCUCGAUGCUCUGACUGCUGCUGGCAAGCCCGUAUCCUCCUCGGGUGUCAAGAAGGAAAACCGCAAGAGCGCAGCACCUACCGCCGAUCCCUCCUCCCUCUUUUUCUCCCCCACCGCCGGUCAGCGCAACUCUGCCUACAUGCCCGUCAAUCAGGACCGGAACUCCACCUACUUGCCUGCUGGAUACUAUGCUACUCCCGGUGCCCAAGCCGCUGGAGGCCGUGACUCGAUGGUCCUGGGCGCCGCACCAAGCCUGCGACCCACGUCUCACCGCUUUUCUCGUGCCGAUUACUCUCCACCAUCUAGCCGAGACGGCUCUCGCCCCCGUAGCAGCAUGAACCCAAACUCGCACCAACGAACCGGUUCAAAUGCACUCCUCAACCCAUCACACCAGCUCUACAGUCAACCCAGCACGAGCAGCUUGGCCGUCGGCUUUGGCGCUCAAGACGACAACAGCAAUGUCAGCAGCAACCUACCCGCCCAACGUGCCCCCAGCGCAUACUUUGACGAUGUUCUCCACGAACACGGCAAUGGUCCUCGUGAACGCUACUAG
Aureobasidium vineae is the source of this 1128-nucleotide messenger RNA. NCBI's taxonomy places the organism in Eukaryota, Fungi, Ascomycota, Dothideomycetes, Dothideales, Saccotheciaceae. The record is from the annotation of a GenBank genome assembly.